Messenger RNA from Zophobas morio, 3540 nucleotides. RefSeq lists its product as uncharacterized. Gene Ontology annotation, cellular component: TRAMP complex. The record is from RefSeq and is a predicted model, not a curated record. The transcript has 5 exons. Gene Ontology annotation, biological process: nuclear mRNA surveillance of mRNA 3'-end processing; nuclear polyadenylation-dependent rRNA catabolic process; nuclear polyadenylation-dependent snoRNA catabolic process. Gene Ontology annotation, molecular function: zinc ion binding; RNA binding. Bases 117 to 3476 code for a protein of 1119 amino acids. Lineage: Eukaryota; Metazoa; Arthropoda; Insecta; Coleoptera; Tenebrionidae.
CGUGUGCGCUGUCAAACCUGUCAACCCAAACUUCAUUCCAAUUUUUAGUUUAUAAUUUAAAGAAAACAAUUUUAUUUCAGUCCAUUACGUAAAUAUGGCAGUUACGAAAUAAGAUCAUGCAGAAUGACUUGGACCUCGAGGACUUGGAAUCCAUGCUCUACAGUCAGGUUUAUCAUGGUGUGAAUGACGAAACUGAGCCGCACGAGAAUUUAAGAGAGACGUUAUCGAAACCUACGGACGACAUGAGAAGGCCUGGCAGAUAUUUCGGUCCCUGGAGCCCAGGCUCAAGGUUGCAUAAGAACGCGCCACAGAAGAGUGGUUCAAAAACGCCUGGACGCAGAGACAAUCGGCAGGAGGGUAGUUAUAACAAGAGUUUCGGGAAAGCGCGAAAACCGGAGAUUUCUAUAAAUCAGGUGCUUGUGGUGAGCCCAAAACCCAUCAUGUGUAUGACUGCGAAAGAGCGAAGUAGAGCGCGACGCAAGUUGAAAAUGAAGGAAAAAAUAAAACAGAAGAAGGCUCUGAAGGCACUUAAUGUCGCUAAGUCGGUGAAACAAGUAGAGCAGGAUGUUAUUACGGUGUCAGACAGCGAAGAUGAUAGCUGCGUCAUAGUCGAUAAUAAGUGGCCCGUGUUGUCCGUAGCGGACUCAGACGACGAAAAAGAAACCGUGCGUGAAGACAACGUAACACAAUCAAGUAACAUUGACAAUACAGAAAACACAGAAGUGGAGACUUUGAAUGAAAGUUUAACAGAUGACGUUAUAUUUAUAGAACCUGUUGUAGCCCCUAUUGAAGUUAUCAACCUAGAUGAAGAACUUGACGUUAGUAAAGAAAAACACAGCGAGACUGCGUCCUCUGCAUCCUCCGACAAUACUAGCAUUAAUGACUCUCCAACAAAAAACCUAACCCAACAAAUGCACCAAGAACGUAAAGAACUGUUAAGAACUCCAGAUUCCGCUUCAAACGAUUUUAUGAAUAACUCAGGGGUCGAGUUGAAUCAAAACAAUUUCAAUUUUAGUCUUCACGGGUCUGAUUUUAACAACGACGCUUUCCUUAAGCCAGCGCCACCUACAGAAACCUGUGAAACUGAAAGCAGUUCGAGUACGACAGACGCAAAUUCCGUAAAUUUAAUGAAAACGAUAGUUUUUAAUGAAGUGGAUUUUCCAAAAGAGGACAUAUUUUCAGAAAACAAUUUAGAGAGUUUUGGUAAUUUUAUAACCCCUCUUAGAACUAGUGCAACUAUGAGUAGUGUGCAAUCGUCGCCUUUGAGGCUUCCUGACCCCCAAAAUAAAACUAUUUAUUCAAGUGAUAGUAGCUCAGAGAGCGACUAUGAGGAGGCUCAAAUUGACAAGAAAGAUGUGGCUCAAAAAGCGAAAUUGUUGCCAGAAUUGUCACCCAUGCAGUUGAAACAGAGCGCUUCUCUUUCUAUAGUGAAGAAAACGAAGAAAACGAGCGGUUUAGAUAGCAAAUAUGAUUUAAUAAGUGGAACUGAAUCUCCUGUGAAAGAUAUAAAAGCGAAAAAUUCGUGUAAAAAGAAGAAAAAGAACAAGAAGAGAAAGAGCGGUAAUGAUGAAAGUUUUGAAAAAGAAAUGGUGACUGAGGAGGUUGAAGAUGAGUUAAAGAGGAAGAAACGAAAAUCCAGUCAGAUGGAGAAUUCAGAACUUGGUGAGAACAACCAACCAAAGAAAAGAAAUGUAUCUAUUAAUAGCAAUGAUGUGACUCAGGAAGCCACUCCUGACGAUGAACUUACACCUGUUGACGUUUCAGAUCCUGCAGGCACAGGAAAUAAUGCAGACGUAAAUGAAUUUAUAAAAAGCGACAGUUUUCAAAUUGUUGAAAAUAUCGAAACGGAACUAACGCCAUCUGUUGUCAGUCGUGACGAAACUAAAAAUGACAGUGUACUUAUCACAACAGAGGAUCACACAACUCCACCAAUAAACAACAUUUCACUGAUAGUAAAAGACGACAAACCCAACGAAUCAAGUGACCUCCAACUUGUUGAAAUUAAAGAAGAAGAAACUGAGUCGCCACCUGCACCGCUAGAUGGCGUAGUCGUCGUCGAAGAAGUGUUCACUGAGACGAAUACUCUGGUUGAAUUAUCAGACGCAGAGUCGGUGUUAUCGUCGUUGCAAGAGCAACCAGACAUCCAACUGAAUUUCGAGGAGCCAAAAAGCGACGAUAAAGUUUGCUUAACAGUCGAGUUUGGCAUGGAUUUGACUAAGUACAGUGUGAAAGAGCUCCAGCUGAAGAUGUCAAAUGAUCCAAAACUUUGGACAAUCUUAGACUCUGAUAGGUCGCCGUCGAGAAAAAAUAGGGGGCGAAGGUGCACUAGGUGUAAGCAGUUUGGCCAUGUCGGGAUUAGGUGUACCAAUAGGGUUGAACCGAAGUGUACGCUGUGUGGAGGACGUGGGCAUUAUGAACCGAGGUGUCCAAAUAAACUCUGCACACAGUGUGGUCAGCGAAGCCCCUAUGCAACGACUUACUGCAACUCGUGCUUUAAAUUCCGAAACUUUCGAUGCCAGAUUUGUUCCAUGCCGGGUCACCUGCCCGACGCGUGUCCAGAUUUAUGGCGACGCUACCACUUAACAACAUCGGAAGGACCCCUCAUCAAACAAACCGGACCAUCAUUAAAAGAAAAAAACCAAUUAUGGUGCUCUGGAUGUGCCCGCUCUGGCCACUUAGAACACUCCUGUCGCUUUUACAAGUCGAUUUAUCCACCAACUGACGUCGACAUAAAGAGCUACGAAGACAUAUAUAAAGAGGAGACGAAACAACAAAAACCACUGCGAUUCUCUCCACCCUCGAAUCACCACAUGAACAACCAGGUGUACCAACCAAGACCAGCAUUUCGGGGCAACUAUGCUCAAACUAGCCACAACUACAACCAAGUCAACCCCCAGUUCAUCAAACCAUUCAUGGAUGGAAUAUUCGUGGCCAACCAGCAGAAUUUCUUUCCGCCUGAACCCCCGAAUUUGCUCCAAUACCCCCCCAACCACAACCAUGUAGUUUUCAACAACGUUCUACCGACCUUCAUCAGUUUCGACUCGCAAGUUCCCGCACCCAGCGCGUACGAGCCAGUCCCGGAAUUGAAGUCCGGUAGUCGUUACUUUAAAACGAAAAGAAACGGUAAAGUGGCGAAUUCGAUGUUCUUCAAUUCGACGGCAAUUCAGCUGCAGCAGUUCGUCAGCGAGGAGUUGCGCAGGUUGACGAAGGUGGGUGUGAUGUCGCACAAACUCGUGCAAGAGGUGCGGAAAAGGCGGAUCCCGGAUGACUACGAAAUGCUCAAUAUGUUGCUGUUUGGGGUUUUUAACUUGAAGGAGGGAAAAGGGCACCUGGAGAAGUUGAAGCAGUUUAGUUGGACGAAGAAGUCGAGGGUGGAUAACGGAACGAGACGGCGGUUGCUUGUGUCGUACUGUUAUAUUUUCGGACGGGAUUGCCAUCCUGAUGUCGAUUAUAACGAAUUGUUAAGGGUAGUUUAGAAGGCAUUCGUUUUCGGAGUGCCGAUACCAAAUAUUUUUUGUUUAAAUACAUACUUUGUAAAUU